CAAGUUCUGCUUGCCUUUGGGGUGUGUGUUCCUGUUGUGACAGAGCUUAGGAGCGUUCCAAUUUUUUCCUGAGCUGUUAUAAUUGUAUUUUCUAGGUCCUGAGAUGGAGUCCCAGGUGCGUCAGAACUUCCAUGCUGAGUGUGAGGCUGCUGUGAACCACCUGGUGAACCUAGAGCUCUAUGCUAGCUAUGUCUAUCUGUCUAUGUCCUACUACUUUGAGCGGGAUGAUGUGGCCCUGAGGCAUGUGGCCCAGUUCCUGAAGGAACAGUCUCAUGAGCAGAAGGAGCAUGCAGAGAAGUUCCUGACCUAUCAGAACAAGCGAGGGGGAAGCAUUGUCUUGCAGGAAAUCAAGAAGCCAGAGCAGGAUGAGUGGGGGAACAGCCUGGAGGCCCUGCAGUGUGCCCUGAAGCUGGAGAAGACUCUGAACCAGGCCCUGCUGGACCUGCACAAGCUGGCUACAGAGAAGAAUGACCCCCAUCUGUGUGACUUCCUGGAAUCUGACUACCUGGAGGAGCAGGUGAAGGCCAUCAAGCGGCUGGGAGAUCAUGUCACCAACCUGAAGCGCCUGGGAGUGCCCCAGAAUGGCAUGGGAGAGUACCUGUUCGACAAGCUCACCCUGGGGGAGAGCAGCUGAACUACGAGCUGAGUGUCAUGCAGACCUGUAGGUCUUCAUAGCCAAAUAGACAAGGUGUAGCAACCUAGGGCCAGGCACUGACAAUAAAAUGUUCUAUGCAUCCAAUAUCCUGGGUCUUUGAUUUGCUCAAGAUGAGAAUUCCUAUUCUUCACACUGUGCAGAUGGGAUGACUGGUAUGUUGGGGCAUGGCAGUAGGGUCCUACUCAUCACUGCUUCUGAGGGCAAGAGCAGAGUGUAAAAUACUCUGGCCUCUCAAAUUCUUGAGAUUACCCAAGGUUUGAUGUUCUAUGUUGCCAUAGAAUGGUGUCUCUCACCACAACCUACCCCAAAGGGUCACUAUCCCUGUAGCUACUGAUCUUAGCUGGGAUGUGGGGGAAACCCAGUUAAAAUCUCAGCUUUGCCUGAGUCGGAGCUGGGCCUCAAGUGUGACUUCUCCCACCCCAGGUGACUGUAGUAACAGACUAUGCUGGGGUUAGUCUCCCUUGAUGGCUUUCAGCAGAAUAGGAGAAAUCUCUCUUCUUGAAGCUGGUACUACUAUGGAGGGUGUGGUCUAAAACCACACUGUGACAGGGCCUCCUGAUAGUUAUGUGGCAUCACUCCACUCAUCUCCCACUACAUCCUCUCCCUCCUUUACUAGGGCUCUGAAGUAACCUCAUCCUGUACAAAGGGAGCUGCUCAAUGACUCACUCCCCACCCUGAAGGGCCAUCUAGGUGAGGUAAAGUUCCUCUUCCUUCCAGCCUGAACUUCCUGCUAAAGAGCUCUCCUCCCUCUGCCUCAUGUCCCCUCAGCUACUCCAACUGUCCUUCUCCUCCUGCAGCUUCUGUUAGAAGCACACAGCUGGGCUUGAAUGAAAUUCAGAUGGGGGUUACCUACUGAUGUGUGCCAAGUGAAGAGGCGUAGCUUCUAACUGUAGUACUGCCCUGUGGAGCUAAGAGGGUAUUCACAGAGCCCAGGCGAAGGACACUGCAUGACUGUUUGUUCUUUCUCAGGGAAAUGGGGAAAAUCGACCCAGUUCCAACCUUCACUCCCCAGGAGUCAAGAAAGCAGGAAACUUUCCUACCAUCCAUGCUAGUGUUAGAAAAUGUUGGCAACUCACCCUGUGGGAGGAGUAGGGGUAAAUAACUCUAGACUUAGUGUAACC
Messenger RNA from Mauremys mutica (yellowpond turtle), 1776 nucleotides. RefSeq names its product ferritin heavy chain A-like. Gene Ontology annotation, biological process: iron ion transport; intracellular iron ion homeostasis. The transcript is spliced from 4 exons. The record is from RefSeq and is a predicted model, not a curated record. Gene Ontology annotation, molecular function: ferrous iron binding; ferric iron binding. NCBI's taxonomy places the organism in Eukaryota, Metazoa, Chordata, Testudines, Geoemydidae. The coding region runs from base 104 to 634 and encodes 176 amino acids. Gene Ontology annotation, cellular component: cytoplasm.